UAUCAUUCUUCCAAGUAAACAUAUAAAACACGUUUUGUGACUUUAUCGAUUGCUACUAUAAUUUGAUCAGAAUGUCACUAAUUAUUAGUAUAUGUGUGUGUCUCUAUUUAAUGAAGACUGUUCACAGUUCUACGUUAACUGCGCCUCCGCAAUCGGCAGUAGUUAUUGCUUUCGAAGAUAUUUAUGAUUUAUCUUUGUUAGCGAAUACUCUGUCGGAUCAAGGGAUCGAUGCCACGUUAAUUAUACCGGCCUUUAGUAAGGACGAAGUUUAUGAAACAUUAAUCGAUGUCGAGGUGCUGACAGUAGAAGUCAAUGUUGAAGAAUCUGCGUACCCUGAGAGAAGAGCGAUCCAAAUCUGUGAAGCUUUCAUAAAAGAUGAACAGAUCGCGAAGAAUAUACAGAAGAUUCAACCAACCUUUUCCGUGUUUCCGGCAGUCAGACACGACGGGUGUUUGCUACCAUGGGUAGAAAUCAUCGAAUCCAUUCCAGUGAUAGUGACACGCAAUCGAGAAGAAGAGUUGUACGUGUUUGAAUAUACUGGCGCCGCUUUGCCAGUCCAGAGUGCGGGAUUUUGGACCAGGUUGUGGGCAAGUACCACAAGAAGGUCAACAUUCUCCACAGUUCGUGAUGAAUACACGGUGUAUGCUCUGCAGAUAGCAAAAAAAUAUUUACCACAUACCAAUCUUAAUAUAGACAAUCUUUAUACCGAUGUUCGCCUCAUACUUUGGGAUGCUGACGUUAUCCUACGUUCGGAUUUCGCACCGCUCACUCAACUGAUAGUAGAGGUCGGCUGUCAUCACUGUAGGGGAUCGUAUUCGUUAAAGGGUGAUCUACACAAAGGGUUAAUUGAAUAUCGACUGGGUACCAUUGCGGUGCUUUUGGACGAAAAUUAUGAUACGUUAAUUAAAGAACUUGCACAAAAAUUACCGCAGGGCAGGGAGGGUCAAGCAGUAGUUUGGAAAAAUAAGAAAUGGCAAAAAUCAAACGAUGUUCUGCCAGAGAAUCUUUUUGUUCAAUCGAAUAUUGAUCGACAGGAUUUGAUAGGCUAUGGUCGUACAAGAGUAGUUUUGAGUCAUUGUGCAGAUACAGAGCUUCUAGAAGCCGCCUUCCAUGGAACUCCAGUAAUAUGUUUCCCUAGAAAUUCUUAUGAAUCUAGAAACGCUGCACGCGCAGUCCAGUUAGGUUUCGCACAUUCCACUGAAGAGAUGGGUAUUAGUUCCAAUGAAGAAAUAGUAAACACUGUGAAUCAGAUUCACGAAACUGCGGAUUACCGUGAGAAUGCUAGAAAAGUUUCUUUAGCCAUUCGUGAUAGAAUAAAUCCUGCAGUAGAUAGAUUGAUUUAUUGGUUGCGGUACAUGGCCAGGACUAAGGAUCGGAACUUUGACUUUCUAACUCCAACUAGUUCGGUGAAAACAUUAAACGAGGAUCUUCAAUUCUUUCUUGGUCUCUUUGUAGGUCUCAUAAUAGGGAUAUUUUCGGCAAUCGGUUGCAUGUUAGCAAGAUACUUAGUUAUAUCAAAAAGAACGCAAAGAUCAAAGGGAAGAUAUACACGAUAAAAAUGAUCUAUUAAAAAGAGAAAAAAAUAUGGAAUCAGAUGGCUAAUUACGGACACUUUUCGCAUAUGUAUUUAUAUAAAUGCACGUAGAGUACAGGUACAUACAAAUACAAAUGUUACGAGCUAGGGUUUAUCUCAUUGCUAAUGAAGAGAUGUAACUAUUACGAGAAUACUUGAUCGAUAAGAUUGAUUGAUUGAUUGAUUGAUUGAUUGAUUGGAAAAGCUAGAAAGUACGAUGUAGCGUGUUAUCGUCGACGAAGAGAGAAAAAUAAAUUACAAUUUGUCAACACUGCGCUCUGUAUGUUGUCUCGUUGCACGAGUGCUCGCUCGUGUGCGUUUAUCGCCUAGAUUCUUACAAACGUACGGACUAAUCGGUACCUAUAGUUCAUUCGAUUCUCUUUCUUUCUCGCUCGUUCGCUCGCUUUCUCUCUUUUAAGGCCAUGUUCUUCUAAUUAAAUCAAUUGCCUUCAUUUAUGUCGUGCAAACGGAGAAUCAUUAUUCAUAUGUCGAAUAUACAGGGUGUUUCAUA
Eufriesea mexicana is the source of this 2084-nucleotide messenger RNA. RefSeq names its product UDP-glucuronosyltransferase 2B31. The transcript has 4 exons. Bases 72 to 1556 code for a protein of 494 amino acids. Gene Ontology annotation, molecular function: UDP-glycosyltransferase activity. The record is from RefSeq and is a predicted model, not a curated record. NCBI's taxonomy places the organism in Eukaryota, Metazoa, Arthropoda, Insecta, Hymenoptera, Apidae.